Molecule: messenger RNA, 740 nt
Organism: Harmonia axyridis
Lineage: Eukaryota; Metazoa; Arthropoda; Insecta; Coleoptera; Coccinellidae
Product: insulin-like
Exons: 4
Coding region: 294-665 (123 amino acids)
Cellular component (GO): extracellular region
Molecular function (GO): hormone activity
Source: RefSeq, a predicted model, not a curated record
GUCGACUAAGCAUUAUACCAUACCUAUCUAGUUCUUUCUUUCAUCCUGGUUUGGUUAUUGACAACAUGUGUAUUUAUUAAUUUAUUAUUAUUUAUAUUUGAACGGUAUCAUAGUGCUAUCAUUAAUUCCCACAAGAUUAGUAGGACGAAUAUUAUCUAUAAAUGAUGAAAAAUAUAAAUUCUUAAUUGAAGAAAAUGGUUCACGUGUGUACUUAAGAGCGGUGUUUCUUGGGGGCUCUUUUCCAUAUAAAUGAUGAUGAGGAUACCUAAGCCACCAUUCCACAAACGUUCAACAUGAUCUCCCAACUCUUCUUCAUGUUAGCUGCUUCUUCCAUCUUUAUAUCUUACUCAUCUGGUAGUCCAUUCUACAAACACGAAAAUAGAGGAUUAUGUGGAUCACGAUUGGUGGACACCUUGGCAAUUGUUUGCAAUUACCAUUACAAUUCACCAGUAAACAAGAAAUCAGUGAAAUGGAAUCUUGAGGAAGCUUCUGACUACUCAGAUGAUUAUAAUACAAAUGCCCUAACAGCUCCUGGUUAUCAUUGGUUAGAUAAUGAUUUGAACUUAUUCAUCCCAGUCAGGCAUCAGAGAGGAAUUGUGGAAGAAUGCUGUAAAAAGCCAUGCUCACUAAGUGAGCUCAAAUCCUACUGUUCGGCGGUCUUAUAAAUUCAUACCAAUAUUUAUAUUAUAUUAACAUAAACUCUGGACACCACUCUUAUUAAAUAUAAAACUGUUUUUGAA